Messenger RNA from Aspergillus eucalypticola CBS 122712, 972 nucleotides. RefSeq lists its product as uncharacterized. The transcript has 5 exons. NCBI's taxonomy places the organism in Eukaryota, Fungi, Ascomycota, Eurotiomycetes, Eurotiales, Aspergillaceae. The record is from RefSeq and is a predicted model, not a curated record. Bases 1 to 972 code for a protein of 323 amino acids.
AUGAGGGUCCGUCUCAUUCCAGUCGCCCUAGUGGCUGUUGGCAUAUUCAUUUUGAGCUGGGCCGCGCUAUCUAAAGGCUGGAGAGGCUCCGGUGAAAAUGUGGCAUUCUGUGCGGAUUGCUUGGGCUAUGUCAGAGAUGUCGAUACGAUGUUCCAGAAAAAUACUGGAGCUUGGGCCAACUCGCAGUUCUUUCGUUACGCCCUCGAUAAAUCGUGUCGAGGUCGGGUCCUGAUUACCGGUCGAUGUCUACAGUAUCGACGCAGGCUUCUUGAGAAGCCAGCGAUUUUCAUGUCGCGACUUGAUAGUCCAUACGAGGCCUUCAGCACAAGUCAGGGCAGAAGAAGCGGCAUACAACGCCGACAGAACUUGGAGAUCCGCUAUACAUUGCUCAGAAUGCUGAGCAAGAGUCGCAAUGCUGCCUCCCUCAAAGGUGGCGAACCGAUCAACUCAGAGAUUUGUGACGACAACAUCACGCGUUGCUCGGACAGAAUUUGGCGACGCAUUAACCAACGAGAUGGGUUUCUGAAGGCUCAAUGGUCUUGGGCGAUGAGCGCACCACUAUCAAACGAGAACAAAUAUCUUAUAUACAUACCUCCACCAGAGAUCCGAAGCCAAAUAUAUGGCCACGUCUUUGAGCCUCAUGGGAUUGGGCUUGUACCACAGAGCGAGAGAAAGAUCGAAGGAAGCACUCGAGAAGGCUCCGUCCUCAACUAUUUCAUUGACAACUACGGCCACGUAAUUCGGUUACACCCUCCCCAGCCAUGCUUCAUGUCCCUUCCACGAGCGGGACUUGACUUCAUAAUUUUUCCGAUCACCACUUCGAUCGCACAUUCCUCGAUGCAGGUGGAGGAAGCGCUACUCAUCCUAUGCGGUCGGCAAGUUACCCUACAGGAGAUCGAGAGAGCAAGGGCCAAUGUGUCACGAUACAUGGUCUACCCACAGAGCUACGCGGACCAACGGACAGGGCGCUAA